Messenger RNA from Nothobranchius furzeri (turquoise killifish), 3542 nucleotides. It is a transcript of the gene ica1, whose product is annotated as islet cell autoantigen 1. Gene Ontology annotation, molecular function: protein domain specific binding. Gene Ontology annotation, biological process: regulation of transport. Gene Ontology annotation, cellular component: Golgi apparatus. NCBI's taxonomy places the organism in Eukaryota, Metazoa, Chordata, Actinopteri, Cyprinodontiformes, Nothobranchiidae. The record is from RefSeq and is a predicted model, not a curated record.
GCGUCCUGAUUGACGUCAGCGUGAUUCGUGCGUGCGGACAAAGCCUUCGCAUUAGCAGCUGUGUGUACGGUUUCAGAUACGAACCGGGCCUCGGAUCAGUCCAUGCCGCGUUGCUGUUCUCGGAUCAGCCUUGUGAAACGUCUGGAGAAGGUGUGAUGACCACACCAUGGUUUUAAUCCAACGUUUAUUCUGAUGUCAGAUUAUUGAGACUCAAAGGAGCGCUGCGGGAACAUCUUGAAAAUGGAGGGAAGAAGUUUCAGUUACUCCAGAGAUUACUUUGACCGCUUCAUCCAAAGCCAAGAUUCAUCUGUGGUGAAUAAAUUCCAGCAAAAGUACUGGAAAACCAAACAAACACUCAUUAAAGUCACCGGCAAAAAGGAGGAUGAACACGUGGUGGCAUCAGACGCAGAUCUGGAUGCCAAGCUGGAGGUCUUCCACUCCAUCCAAAGAACAAGCUUGGAGCUGCUGAAGGUCAUUGAACAGUACCAGAGAAGAAUCUGCUUCCUUUCACAAGAGGAGAACGAGCUGGGUCGUUUCCUGCGCUCCCAGGGUUCCCAGGAUAAAACCAAUGCUGGGAAGAUCAUGCAGGCAACAGGGAAGGCUCUCUGCCUCUCCUCCCAACAGAGACUGGCCCUGAGGAAGCCUCUGUGCCGCUUGUACCAGGAGAUUGAAACCUUCCGUUACAGAGCUAUCUCCGACACGUGGCUGACAGUGAAUCGGAUGGAGCAGUCCAGAACCGAAUACCGUGGAGCGUUACUUUGGAUGAAGGACGUGUCUCAGGAGCUUGAUCCAGACACACAUAAACAAAUGGAGAAAUUCCGUAAGGUUCAGGCUCAGGUGCGCACCACUAAAACAAGCUUUGACAAGUUGAAGAUUGACGUCUGCCAGAAGGUAGACCUGCUGGGAGCCAGUCGCUGCAAUCUUCUCUCACACGUUUUAACCACAUACCAGACAACGCUUCUGCACUUCUGGGAGAAAACGUCCCACACGAUGGCAGCCGUCCACGAGAGCUUCAAGGGCUGUCAGCAUUACGAGAUCCCCAAACAUAAGACCUUACAAGAGCCCGCGGACAAGCUGGCUAAAAAGAAAGCGAGGAAACCUAAAGGAGAAACGGAAAACAAUGCAAGACCCGAGACUACAGACGACCAACUAAUCUCAUUAGGAAAUGGAAACAGCAGUGAUAAAACUGGAGAAGAGUCAGAGGAAGUGGAGAAAGACAGCCUGACUCUGCUCAAUGAGAUCCUGGGUGGAUUGUUUGUGGAUGAAGAUUUCUCUCAGAACUGGACCGACGUGUUUGGAGAAACCGAGGCGAGCGCAGCCGGCGGUGGAUCUGCAGACACGCGGGAGAGGGAAAACUCGUUUUUUCUGCCCUCACAGCUGCUGGAUCAGAGUUUGAAUAAGUCUUCCAUUUCAGAUUGGACAGGGCUUACCUCAGAGUCCGUCACCAGUGCAGCAGAAACAUCACCUGAAGCUGAACAGAACAGAUCAAAGCCAGCAGUAAAAGGAACUGGGAUGCCUAAAGACCUGUCAGCGUGGUUCAAUUUAUUCGCUGACUUAGACCCUCUUUCCAAUCCAGAUGCGAUUGGCAAAACUGACAGAGAACAUGAGCUUCACACGGCGUAGUACUUCCUUCAGCCUCAGGAUUCAUUUAAAGCUCUUGUAGUUUGAGCUGCAGACCAUAAUAAAUACUCGCCUCAGGCUGGAAGGCUGAAGGUUUUCCAAAGUACUCUGAACAUCAAGAAGAAAGGAAAAAUGGAUGAUUUGUUACUUCUUCCCAUGGAUGAAUUUUAAACAGCAAGGCUGAGGAAAACAAACCAUAUUUGUUAAAUUUAUAAAAUGAUUUGAGGCUGUAUGCCUUAAUUUGUUCUUAUUUUCAAUAGUCAGACGCAUGACAUCACUCUCAGCUUCUGUUCUCACAUCCACCUCCUAGUAACGCGCCAUGUUGCACUUUAAGCAUCAAACUCCUCUCUAAAGACUUGACAGACGUAACACUAAUGAGGUGAAAUAAACCUGCACUGUAAUUAAAAUUACCAGAUUAUUCCAGAAUAUGCAUCUAAUGCCUCCGUGACGCAAACAGUCACAAUAAAUUUAACCAUCCGGGACACAAAUAUCCCAAAGUAGAGGUGGAGAUCCCAAUAUUUAUCUAAUUUCUAACACUACUUUGUUACUAAACAAUGCAGCCACACCAUUCAAGUUAAAACAGCUCUAAACUAAAGUUAGCUGCCAUGCUAACGUGUUCUAGUAAUACUAAAGUGUUUCCAUGACUACUAAUUAACCUCAUAUCUGCGUAAAUUACCAAACUAUUAAGUCACGUAAGCAAAUCGUCACCAAGUACAUCUUCUUUAGCAUUACUUGUUUUAUUCAUAUAAAGACACAGAUCAGGCUGUGUGUCGCAUCUAAAACGGUCCAGAAGGAAACGGUUCCCAACAUUUCUUUAGAUAGAAUGUGACGAUUCUAAAAUCUCUCCCUCGUGGUUUCACAUGGGAGCAUCGCUCACCCCCAUCUGAGCGUUGACAUCAUCUGGUUUGGAUCCUAAUCAGACGUGUCCUCAUGUCAAAGGUGGUACAUGUUAAAAUUUGUAUUAAAGAUGAGUUUAAUAAUGUUUUUCUAAUAGUGGCAGGAGAACACAAUAAAACAAAAAAAAACAUUAUUUCUGACGUUAAAAACCUUAAGCUGUAACAAGCCAGCUGGCGAUAAGAUACCUCUGCUUGAUUAUUGGGGGGGCUGUAGCAUUCAUGUUUAAUAAGACAAAACAAGACCAGGAAGUCAAAUCAAAUUUGAUCGGAGUGUUUACAAGAUGGAAAGAUGCUGACGUAGAAUUUCACAGUAAAUGUUUAAAAUCCUAAAAUAAUUCUAAAACAUUUGUCAUCAUUGAUCAAUUUUAAAUUGUUUUACUUCAUUUUGCUAGUUUAAAUGUAUUCAGCCAUUAUUUGUGGUCUGCUUCUCAUUGCAUGUUGCCUGUUGUUGUUUUAUUUUUUACACAGCUUAAAAAACCUGUUUUUUACCCCACGUUUCCAUAAUGACUAGCCAUCUUCAGCCACCCUGAUGGCUAAUUAGCCGAAACAUGUAAAAAACUACUUAUUUACUAAGCUGUGUAACAAAAAAAAAAAAAAGAAUAUAUUGAAGUUACAUAAAUAAACAGAAGUGCCGUUUUAUGUUAUACAGAAAACAUCUGACAUGUACUUCUGCGGUUAUCUGCUCUUGUGGGCAUUAUUUGGAGUUUAUUUUUAAACAUAUAGUGCCGAGAGGCAUAGAUAAAAAUUCACUUAUAUACACAGACUUUGAAGAAAAUGCUGCAUAAUGUAAAUAUUUAUAUCAGAGUUAAUGCCUUAACAUAACCACAGAUCAUUUUGUAGCCCUGGUAUAGAAGGGAGUGGUAACUUUUGUUAUAACUGAGCUUUGAGUCAUUUUCUAUUGUUAAACCAUGCACGUGUUUAUUUUCAGUCCUAAUCAUUCAUAAGAAUGACCGUUACUUUACUUUUACACGUUUUUAAAUGUGAGCCUAUUCCCUUUAAUAAAAAAAGAUUACAUAUCAAUACAAA